Molecule: messenger RNA, 3868 nt
Organism: Jatropha curcas
Lineage: Eukaryota; Viridiplantae; Streptophyta; Magnoliopsida; Malpighiales; Euphorbiaceae
Molecular function (GO): protein binding
Source: RefSeq, a predicted model, not a curated record
UGUUUGUUCUAAUAUGUUGUUUUUUGGAACCCAUUUUAUAUUUUCCUCUUCUUGUUUGAUGAAUUGUUUCUUUCUCUUCAGAAUGUUUGUGUCCUUAGAUAUUCGAUUAGUUUCUUGGACCAUAGAAUCCUGGAUUCUAAUUAGCUGAUGCAGUAUACAAAGCCUUGAAAAUGGAUAAAGAAUGCUUAGGGCUUGCAUUAGAGAAUAGCUACUUUGUUAAUUAAUUAGAUCCCUUUGCGAUUACACUCAAUUAAUAUUUCUGGGUGCAUGCCACUGCUUUCAUAUUUGUGGAUGCGGGCUGCAGAGAGUAGGCUUUGAGCGAGAGCAGAGAAGAGUAAAGACCGAAGAGAAGGGGACACGGAAAUUUUUAUUUCUCUGGUUAUGCGGUGUCGUUUUGAUAGAACUAAAUUUGGGUUAGCUAAGUUAUGGGGUCCACAUUUAUACUUUUUUAUUCUGAUAUCUAAAAACACCCUUUAAAACCCUAGACAAAACACCUUCUUUUAUUCGAAUUGAAUCCUCCGCUCUCUGUUUUCCAUCUCUGUUUCAAAUGAGAAGAUAUCAACUUCCAUGUGGGUUUUAUCUACCAGGUUACUCUCUAAUUUCAAUACAAAACUACUCAGUAUUAAGCACAACUCCGUUGCAGUCUUUCACUUCAAACGCAAAUUCCUGUCAACGCUUGCCCACUUGACCGCCGCCACCACCACCACUAACGAUGGCGUCACUGAACCAAAAUGGCAGCAACAACAGCUACUACAAUUAGAUGCUUUUCAGGUUGCUGAUAUCUUAUAUAGCCUUAAAAAACUACCUCAUCAAGCGUUCUCUUUCUUUUGCCAAUUGAAAGACUUAGGCUUUAAACAUGAUGUCUCUACUUAUGCUGCCAUUAUUAGAAUUCUUUGUGAUGGAGGUCUUCAAAAGAACCUCCAUUUAAUUUUCCUGGAUCUUAUUUUGUUUUCUAGCAAUGACAGUGACAGUUCUUUUGAUAUUUCAUGCUUGCUUGAUACGCUUUGCAAUAGCGGUGCUGAUGAUGCUAAGCAACACUCUUUGUUUCUAUUUAAAGUAUAUGAUGCGGUGGUUAAGUCAUAUGUUAGUGCUGGUAUGUUUGAUGAGGCUACUGAUGCAUUGUUUCAGACGGGAAGGCGUGGAUUCGUGCCUAGAAUAUUUACCUGUAAUUUCCUUAUGAAUAGACUGAUUGAGAAUAGGAAAUUCGAUAUGGCACUUGCCAUUUUUCAACAGUUGAAGAGGUUGGGUUUGAGCCCUAAUGAUUAUACCUAUGCUAUUGUAAUAAGGGCUCUUUGUAUGAAGGGUAGUUUGGAAGAGGCUAUGUAUGUACUUAAGGAUAUGGAGCAGCAUGGUGCGACUUCCAAUGCUUUAGCUUAUACGGCUUAUAUAGAAGGACUUUGUGUGAAUCAGAAAUCCGAAUUGGGCUAUCAGGUGCUUAAAGCAUGGAAAGCAGCUAACGUCCCUAUAGAUGAGUAUGCUUAUACUGUUGCAAUUCGUGGGUUUUGCAAUGAGAUGAAAUUGGACAAAGCUGAAAGUGUCUUGCUUGAAAUGGAAAAAGAAGGUGUGGUUCCUGAUAUGCAUUCCUACAGUGAACUGAUUCGUGGGUUUUGUAAAGAUAGGAAUUUGCUAAAAGCAUAUGCUAUCCUCGAUGACAUGAUAUCUAAGAAUAUCAAAAUAAAUUGUGAGGUUAUUGGAUCAAUUCUUCACUCCUUGUCUGAAAUGGGCAUGCAUCUUGAAGUGGUGGAUCAAUUUAAUCAAUUUAAGGACUUAGGCAUAUUUAUAGAUGAGGUUUCGUACAACAUUGUAGUUGAUGCUUUGUGCAAACUUGGGAAACUAGAAAAAGCUGUAGCAUUGCUAGAUGAAAUGAAGGGCCAGCAAAUGGAUAUGGAUAUUAUGCAUUAUACAACUCUAAUUAACGGUUAUUGUUGCCAAGGAAAUUUGGAUGAUGCUUUUAGGGUAUUUGAAGAAAUGAGAGAAAUGGGUAUUGAGCCAGAUAUUGUCACUUACACUGUACUUGCUAGUGGAUUUUGUAGACAAGGCCAUGCAAUUCAGGCAUUUUACCUUUUGGAUUUUAUGGAGACACAGAAUCUGAAACCUAAUGCUGUUAUGCACAAUGUUAUAGUUGAAAGUUUGUGUAUUGGAGGCAAAGUGAAAGAAGCUGAAGAAUUUUUCAAUAGCAUAGAGGAUAAAAAUUUAGAUACUUAUGCUGCUAUGAUAAAUGGAUUCUGUAAGGCUAACCAUACUACUGAGGCUUUUGAACUUUUCUUUAAACUUUCAAGACAGGGAAAUUUAGUUAAGAGAAGUUGCUGCUAUAAUCUUCUAAAAAACCUGUGUGAGGAAGGGGAUAAUGUCAAAAUCCUUAUGUUGCUAGAAACAAUGUUGGCUCUCAAACAGGAACCCAGCAAUGUCAUGUUUGGUAAAAUAAUUGCUGCUUUAUGUCAGGCUGGAGAUGUGAGAAAGGCACAAUCAGUUUAUGACAUUUUAUCCAGGAGAGGGUUGAUCCCUGAUAUCAUUACCUACACAAUAAUGAUAAAUAGUUACUGCAGGAUGAAUUGCUUACAGGAAGCCCAUGAUCUUUUCCGUGAUAUGAGAAAAAGAGGAAUUAAACCUGAUUUAGUUACUUUCACAGUUUUGCUUGAUGCUCACCAAAAAGCACAUAUAAGGAUGGUAGGUUCCUCAGAAAGUCAAAAGGAAGGCAAUGAAAAUGCAUUUGAUGCUUCAAUUGUUUUGACACAAAUGAAGAAUAUGGGGAUCAAGCUGGAUACUGUUUGUUAUACAGUUUUGAUUGAUGGACGUUGCAAGGCAAAUAACCUUGAGGAUGCCAUAUGCCUAUUUGAUCAAAUGAUAGAUGAAGGACUACAACCUGAUACAGUAACAUACACGGCUCUUCUAUCUGGUUGUUUUAGUAGGGGAGAUGUGGAUAGGGCUGACAACUUGCUUAAUCAAAUGUCUGAGAAAGGGAUUUUUCCUGAUGCUUGUACGAUGUCUAUUUUAGAGCGUGGUAUUUUAAAAGCCAGGAAGGUGCAGUUUCAGAAGGACUUUAAAUAAUGGUGGCUGGUAUAGAACCUAAAACUUGUGAAUUACCAAAACAGAUAUCAGAAGUACAGGUUGCAUCCAUCGUGCGUGCAUUUGGCAGUCUGCAAAUAUUUUGAUGGAGAUUAAACGCCAUUGUUUUCUUCUGUAGAUACUUGUGGGGUAACUAAGUCCAUUAAAUCCAGGGUUGCUGUGCGUAUUGGUUGAAACAGCCUCUUUACUUUCCUGGUGCAAGUUAUGGUCUCCAAGAUAACCACAAAGAUGCUUUUGUAUCUUCAUUCUUGAUGAUCAAUGAUCACUCAAUUAAUGGAGUGAAGAAGACAUUUGAGGAAUAUUGAUAAUGCUAAUAUCACAUCUUCAAUGCUAUGCUUCCAAGGGAUCUCUCAAGGAGCGCCCUUAAUAUGGAUCUCCAUUUGUCAAUUGGAAUUUGACUACACUUCUUUGAAUCUUGAAAACAGUAACUGUCCUGCUCUUCGUGUUAAAUGAAUUACGAGUCCUUUGAGAAAUGACAGGCUACUUCAAAUAACAUGGAAAAAACAUCGUAAAUGAAAUGGAAGCUAAUGGAAUGUGUUGUUUAAAGUAAUAAAUUGAAGAAUCAACAUCCAGUUGUUGCAGUUUGUUUUAAGAAGCAGAUUUUCAGAAACUGUAAACCAGUAAAUGGGGCAAAGUUGCUUUUUGUUGUUUCUCUCUAUUGGGAAAUUGUCAGGUAGCAGUUUUCAGUUCUGAACGGUGAUAUUCAAUUUCCUUGAUUGAGAUGCCGAAAACCUAGUUUAUAGAUUAUAUGUGAAAUGUAAAAUAUUAUUUAUAAUUAUAUGAUAUUUAAAUAUUUUGAUUA